Ectocarpus sp. CCAP 1310/34 is the source of this 2222-nucleotide messenger RNA. The record is from the annotation of a GenBank genome assembly. Lineage: Eukaryota; Phaeophyceae; Ectocarpales; Ectocarpaceae.
CCCCACCCGCUCACACACGUCACCGGCUACAACCCACAAUCAACACCCCUGUUGUACGCACACAACCUCCGGGCUACCUCCUUCUCUCAUCACAAACCCCACUACCACUACUAUGAUGAUGAACGGGCAAACGAAGAGCUACCUGUCGGCGGUGAUCUUGCUGCUCGCCGCGGCAAUCCAGGCGGAUGCGUUCAUGGUGGCACCAGCAGGGGCAGGAAAGGUGUCCGCGGGGAACAAGGUAGAGGCUCGCGGGGAGGUGUUCAAGCUUAACCUUUCCCCGUACGAGGAGUACAUGGCGUCGAGGGGCGGAGGCAACAGCGCCCCUGCGCCCGCCCCCGCAGCACCGUCGACCCCGGCCAGCCCCCCCGUUUCGUCGCCCGCGUCCUCCGGCGGCGGGGCUAAGUGGCAGCCCAAGGCUGACUGGAAGUCGGCCAAGCCCUCGUCCAGGCCCUCUUACGCGCCCGCUGCCGCCUCCCCCCGGCCGCCCACCGCGCGCGCCGCCGCCCCGGCGUACACCCCCCCGGCCCCGCACAGCCCCCCCGCCGCGGCUGCCCCCGCCUACAGCCCCCCAGCGGCUAAGAAGGCCGGCGAGAAGCACAUCGGCACCGGCGGCAUGGCAGACACCCGCGACCCCGCACCCGUGGACCACGAGGACCCCCGCAAGUCCAUCUCCGCCGCGCCUUCGUUCGCGGAAUACCUCAAGUCCAAGCAGAACUAGAAAGGAAGAUGAAUCGAGUGCGAUUGAUUACCCGUGCAAUACUCAUUCGACUCGUUGUCGAGGAGUUGAGCUGGGUCUGUUGGUCUGACAGGCGUGUGACAUGGAUGGAUCGAUCAUCCCUAAACUCGGCAGCUUGAGUUGAGUGGUUGAUGUAUUUUUGACCCUGAGGGGGUGGGUUGAACUGCUGCCUCACGACGGCGCUGAAGGAUGAACUUAUUAGAGCGGAUAGGGGAGGUGUCGCGGCGCCACUGCGAGUAGGUAGCAGUAGACUUUGAUGUGGAUGGUAAGAGCCGGAUGCGUCGCUUCGCGUUGCAUGUAGUCAGAUGUGCUGGGAUGGGUUCUCGGCGGGAGAAUAUGCCAAGAACAUCGUAUAGAUUAUGCCGUUUUUUUUUUGGGAGUGUUUCGGGUGCGGUGCGAUGCCCACGCAGCCCCCACGCCUCCCCCCUCCCCCACCGAAGCCUUGCAAUUGAUCGAAGGCAAAUCCAAAUUCUUGUCCAUGUUACCGCUGUUGACCCAGCCUGCGAAUGGCGCGGAUUUUGAGCAGAAGCUGGUGGAACUGAAGAGACUGGACUUCACGUAAUGGCGGUUCUUCCUUGCAUCUUUCACCAGUUAGUGCCCAUAUGGCAAUAGACAAGCCAGGCAGUGCUGGCUCGUCGAUCAUUUUUUAUCAAGAGGAAUUGCUUGUUUUAGGGGGAGGUAGCAGUAUCAUCGGGAUCGACAGAUUUGUUUCUGGGGAAUGAAGUUGUAGGGUGAGCGAUUUUUUAUGAACCGGGGAAGAACAGUCCACCCACCUGUUUCGUUUUGAGUAUAAAACGUCGAGGCAGAAACCUCGCGGCCGCCCUUCUCUUCUGUUGGUUAAUGUUGUUAAGUUCACGAUGAGGGGAUUUCCGGGAUUUUUCGUCACGUUUUCUUCUUUUGGAUGGUGCGCACACUGUCCACGCAAAGACUGGUUGAGAAGAACUCGGGCGGCAGAGCCUGCCUACUCUCGGUGACGUCUUUUACGGCGUCCACAGAAGGAGGAAGAAGAGGUCCAUGCGCCGUUGACUGAGAUUUCACUUAUCAUCUUAGGAACGGCGGGACAUGAGACCUACGCUACAGCUUGGUAUGAGGUUUCCGUGGCACAUUAAAAGAAAUCGAGGAUUGGCCAGCUAGUGUCGCCGCUGUUUCUUAAUCUUUAAAAGUGUCCGUGCAUCUGGUUGGUGUUGUUACCGCUCCUCGUAGAAGGUGUCCAACCGUAGAUGUCGUCGAGGCGAGUCGUUUGUAGCUGAGGAAGGAGGUGCUUCUUCGCGUUCAUUUAAUCAAAUGAAAACCAAGGCUGGUGUUCCCGUUCACCGCUGUUGCUCCCCAGGUUAAAAAGCAAACAAUAUUGUAUCCGUACAUGCAACCCUUGCCUCUCUGGUUCGUUCGGUCGUCGCUUGGAACCCUUUUUGCUGUUUUUUUAAGCAUGUGAAUACAUGUGCGUACAUGCGACUGCGGCGAUGAAACCCUCCCUUCAUAUAUGGAU